Molecule: messenger RNA, 2655 nt
Organism: Panonychus citri (citrus red mite)
Lineage: Eukaryota; Metazoa; Arthropoda; Arachnida; Trombidiformes; Tetranychidae
Product: protein white-like
Exons: 10
Coding region: 351-2411 (686 amino acids)
Cellular component (GO): plasma membrane
Molecular function (GO): ATP hydrolysis activity; ATP binding; ABC-type transporter activity
Source: RefSeq, a predicted model, not a curated record
AGUUGUUCACUUUUUUUUGUUAUAAAAGUGCAAUCCAGUUGUGAUCCAGUUAAUUAGUACAAUUAGUGUUAAUCUCUAAAUUCCAAAUUAAUUGUAAUCCCAUGAACUUCAAGUUAUUCUCAAAAAUUGAUCCAUCAACAUCUAAAUCAUACAAAGAAACAUCAAUAGAGUGAAUUUUGUUUUGGAAAUUUCUGAAUCAAGUGACUUGUUUGUUAUCAAUUUACUUUACGGUGAAGUUUAUAACUUCUAAUUAACAUUGGUAGUUUAAUAGGAUUUAAUUACCAAAUCCAAUUAAUUGCAAGAUAAUUGUCAAUUAAACGUUUCGUUUUUGUUUCCAAAAAGUGUCAACAAUGUCUUCAAAUGAAGUUGCGGUUAUAACUAUCGAGGAAUCAGAGGCCAAGGAACCAAAUCGAUAUUUCGUCAAUUCAGCUUACAUCGAAGACGAGAUCGUUACAUCACAGAAUGUGGGCCAGGAUGGGUCAGCUGAGAAAAAUUCACGAGGUGGAACUUUCCAAAGGGUCAGUAUUGAAUGGCGAGAUUUAAGUGUCUCCUCUCGACCGGCUAAAGGCUUAAUCGGAGGUAAAUCCGAAAAUGAAUCUAAACCAAUCGAAAUAAUAAAAGAGGUUUCGGGUAAAAUUGACAGCGGUCAUUUACUUGCCAUCAUGGGAGCUUCAGGAGCUGGUAAAACGACAUUUCUAAAUGUUCUAACUGGACGGAACCUUAGGAAUCUUGAUGUUCGCGGUAAAGUUUAUCUUAACGGUCAAAUUUCCACCGCUGACAUGACAGCCGCAUGUUCAGCUUAUGUACAACAAGAUGAUAUGUUCAUCGGUGUAUUGACUGUUCGAGAACAUCUUUUAUUCCAGGCUCACCUUCGAACCACCAACUCAUCAGAACGGGAAAUUUUAGAAAAGGUCAACAACGUCAUUAACGAGUUGGGAUUGAAAAAGAUUGAAAAUAGUCGCAUUGGUACACCUGGAAUGGACAAGUCGAUUUCUGGAGGAGAGAUGAAGCGGCUCGCUUUCGCUUCUGAGAUUUUAACGGAUCCAUCGAUACUUUUCUGCGAUGAACCAACUUCAGGACUCGACUCUUUUAUGGCUCAAAGUGUCGUUAGUGUCCUCAAGUCUAUGGCGGCCACCAAAAGGACAAUUCUGGCUACUAUUCAUCAACCUUCAUCAGAAGUGUUUGAGAUGUUUGAUGAAAUUUUACUUCUCUCUCAAGGUCGAGUCGCUUUUAUGGGCAAAUCAUCCGACGCUCUUAAAUUUUUCGCCGGAAUCGGAUUUAACUGUCCACAGAAUUACAAUCCUGCCGAUUUUUAUAUUCAACAAUUGGCCAUCGCUCCAGGAAAGGAAGAUGAAUGCAAGAGAAAAGUUGGAGAAAUUUGUGACAAAUUUACCGAAUCAGAAUUCGCAACAAGUUUAAAUAACAAAUCUAAACAACCUUCUCUUGAAUUAGACGAUGGAUAUAAAUCAAAAAUAGACUCUUCUUAUAAGAGAGGAUUUUGGACACAAUUAAAAUGGGUUUUAUGGCGAUCGUGGGUCACCAAUUUACGAGAACCAUUAUUAACCUCCGUUAGAAUCGCUCAGACAGUAUUUAUUGCUCUUUUAUUGGGAGUAAUUUAUUGGAGACAAGAAUACAAUCAAGAAUCAAUUAUGAACAUCGACGGUGCUCUUUUCAUUCUACUUGCGAAUAUAACAUUCACCAAUGUUUUCGCUGUGGUAAAUACCUUUUGUUUGGAACUUCCCAUUUUCGUACGAGAAUAUGGUAACGGACUCUAUUCGGUGACCGUUUAUUUCUUCUCGAAAACGCUCGCCGAAUUACCUUAUUUCAUCGCGUUACCUUUCGCAUUUGUUGCUAUAACUUAUUGGAUGAUUGGACUUUACAAUGACUUCGAGGUGUUUUUACUCACGGCAUUUGUGUUAGUGCUAAUUGCCAAUGUUGCCUGUGGAUUUGGUUAUUUCAUCUCUUGUAUUAGUAAAAAUGUUACUAUGGGUCUUUCAAUAGCUCCGCCAUUUAUGAUUCCUCUUAUGCUUUUCGGAGGCCUCUUUUUGAAUAACAAAUCAAUUCCCGUUUAUCUUAACUGGAUCAAGUAUAUUAGUUGGUUCUACUAUGGAAAUGAGAUUCUAGUAGUUAACCAAUGGCGAAAAGUGACCAAUAUUACUUGUGAAUUGCCGCCUUCUUUGGGUGGUUUUAGCUCCAUGAUGACCAAUAUGACCGAAAUGAUUCCCGAUGAUAUUCAAGAUGCUAUACCGAGUGGACUAGGAUGCAUAUUGGACGGAAAAGGAGUCAUUCGAAAAUUAAACUUCGAAGAAGACAAUGUGACUCGAAAUUUUAUCGCCUUAGCAGGUUUACUCGUCGCUUUCAGGGUAUUAGCCUUUGUUUGUCUUAAUAUAAGAGCGAGAUUAUUAAGAUAAAUAAUCAAAUUAAUUACUUUUACAAUCAGCCAAUCAUUACCAUCGAUAUGUCGACAUGUCGAUACCUCGAAUCAAAAGAUUUUUAUAUCAAUCAUUUCAUUUUGAUUUUUAAUUUUCUCUCUUAGUUCAAUCUAAUUAUCGUUUUCUGAUAAUAUUCCUAAAUUUCAAUUACAAACAUCAUGUAAUUUAUAAUUCGCCUAAUUAAAAGAAACUUAAUUGUAAUUAAAAGAAUACGAGGAUUUAA